This is a messenger RNA of Giardia duodenalis, 1788 nucleotides long. Its product is annotated as TCP-1 chaperonin subunit eta. The transcript has a single exon. Gene Ontology annotation, biological process: protein folding. Gene Ontology annotation, molecular function: ATP-dependent protein folding chaperone; ATP hydrolysis activity; ATP binding. Gene Ontology annotation, cellular component: chaperonin-containing T-complex. The record is from RefSeq and is a predicted model, not a curated record. Lineage: Eukaryota; Fornicata; Diplomonadida; Hexamitidae. The coding region runs from base 1 to 1788 and encodes 595 amino acids.
AUGGCUCAGCCUAAGUUCGGUCUGCGUCCCACUAUUUUGCUUCUCAAAGAUAGCACGGAUACGUCACAAGGGAAGGGCCAGCUUCUGACCAAUAUCCGAGCAUGUGUGGCUAUCAGUGACGUGCUUCAGACAACGUUGGGGCCUAGGGGCAUGGACAAGCUAAUUGUCUCUAAGGGCAAGCCUACAGUCUCUAAUGAUGGCGCGACCAUAAUAACGCUUUUAGACAUUGUUCAUCCUGCCGCCCGUUGCCUUGUCGAUAUCGCUAAGUCGCAGGACAGCGAGAUAGGUGACGGGACCACCUCUGUGGUUGUUUUAGCAGGCAGUAUUCUUAAGUCCUGCAUGCCGCUGAUAGAAGUUAACGUUCAUCCCAGGCUUAUCAUCAGAGUUCUGUCGGAGGCCUUGUCUAUGUGCAUUGCAAAGAUAAAAGAAAUAGAGGUCAAUAUGCCGGAGUAUGUUCCUGGAAAUACUGGAUUCAACGACGAGCUCCGCCAAAAGCUCGAAACCUUGGCCGCCACCGCAAUGAAUAGCAAGUUGAUUGCACCAUGCAAAGAGCAGUUCUCCAAGAUGACUGUGGAUGCAGUCAUGAGUCUUAUUGACGAUGCACAGGACCAGACAUCUAGCAAGCAAAUUCUUGACGCGAACACCUUGAUUGGGGUGAAGAAAGUGCUUGGAGGGGCUCUUCAGGAUUCGCAACUUGUGCAUGGUGUGGCGUUUAAGAAGACAUUCACCUAUGCGGGACACGAGCAGCUACCUAAGCGCAUUGCAAACCCUGUCAUUUGCUGCCUCAACUUUGAACUAGAGUGGCAAGCAGAAAAAGACAACGCAGAGAUACGACUAACGGAUCCAGAGAAGUUCAAGGAUAUUGUCAGCGCAGAGUAUAAGAUUAUUCUUGGAAAGCUGGAGAAGAUUGUCGCUGCAGGUGCCACGGUUGUUCUUUCAAACAAGUCCAUUGGAGACUUGGCGACGCAGUACUUUGCAGACCACAGGGUAUUCUGCGCAGGCCGUGUACUCGACGAGGACAUGAAGCGUAUCAGUGCCUGUAGUGGUGCUCGCAUUAUUUCUGCUGUUUCUGACCUGACAGAUUCUGUUUUAGGUAAGAGGUGUGGUCUCUUUGAAGAAAAGCAGAUGGGUGUGGAGCGCUUCAACUACUUUACAAACUUUGAGCAUGUCAAUACCUGUACCUUCAUCCUGCGUGGUGGCGCAGAUCAGUUCAUUCAAGAAUCCGAGCGUUCACUUCAUGACGCCAUCUGUGUUGUCAGGCGUGCUAUCAGACAUCCUAGAUUCAUCGCAGGAGGUGGCUCCAUAGAGAUGUACUUGUCUGCUAUGCUCUACAGGCAUGCCAAGACAAUCUCUGGCAAGAAUCAGCUGAUCUUUGAAGCAAUCGCAAAGGCUCUGGAGAUUAUUCCGUACUCACUCUGUGAAAAUGCUGGGUUUGAUUCUACAUGCAUUUUGGCGCAACUUAGGUCACUGCAUUCCCAGGCCAUCAAGCAGGGAUCAGUCUGUUGGCACGGGGUGGAUAUCAAUAAUGAUAUGAAGACGAUAGACUGUAUGUCUGCAAUGGUCUGGGAGCCAUCUCUAAUCCGCAUCAAUGCCCUCCAGGCUUCCUUUGAGGCAGCAAGAACUAUCCUGGGGAUCGAUCAAACCAUCGUUCUAAAAUCCAGCGUCCAAGACGUCAAUGCCGGCCGUGGCCAAACAGCUGAUAUGAAGCAGCGACUUGCUGAUGCAGGCAUGGGCGGAGCAAUCGCCGGACAGGGGAUGAGAAUGUUCCAAGGUCACGGUGGAAAGUAG